GACCGGCGGCUCAUUCCAAGUUGAUCUGUUCAGCGCACACGUUGGAGCACUUGGUGGUGACCGGGAACGAGAUCUCUCAAAGGAAAAGCCCUAUCAUCCGGACUAAAGACAGGUUUUAGGCGUAUAGCAGGAGCACCUCCCACACUGAUCACUGAUUACGGGAAUCACUCAGGAUGGUGUUCACGGAGAUGCUGAGCUUGGCAGUGGUCGUGUGCAUAUUGCCCCAGCUGGUUCUCAGCCAGAGCAGUUGCGUCAAUCCCAACGGAAAUGCAGGUCAGUGCAUAAAGUACCAGGAUUGCCCUUUCGUGCAGAGGAUCAUUGGGAUUUACGGACGAAACAUACCCAGGACCAUCCAUAACCAGAUCAGUCAGAUGCAAUGCAGGAGUGCCACAAAUAGGAAGGACUUCCACCUGUGCUGCCCCAAUGAGGCCACGCCGCAAUCGUCUUCCAACCAGGAGUCCCAGAGGAAGGUGGUGCGAUCGGAUGGUGGCAACCUGAGCCGGUAUGAUCGCCAGGGUCUGCAACUCCUGAACUCGGUGACCAACUGCGGCAACAAGGGCAACCCCAAGGUCAGCGGGGGAAAGACCGCCAAGCCCGGCGAUUUUCCCUGGGUGGCACUCCUCAAGUACAAGAUCAAUGGAGCACGGCCCUUCCUCUGCGGCGGAAGCCUCAUCAGCGAGCGCCACAUCCUGACCGCCGCCCACUGCAUCAUCUCCCAGCCUGAAUUAAUUGCAGUGCGCCUGGGCGAGCACGACCUGGAGUCGGAGGAGGACUGCCACUAUUUGGGAGGCACCAACCGCGUCUGCCUGCCGCCCUACGAGGAGUACGGCAUAGAGAAGAUACAUGUGCAUCCCAACUACGUUCACGGCCAGAUCAGCUAUGACGUGGCCGUCAUCAAGCUGGAUCGCGAUGUCAAGGAAAAAUCCCACAUUAAGCCCGUGUGCCUGCCCAUCGACCAGCGCUCCCAGGAACUGGACUACGACCAGAGCUUCUUCAUCGCCGGCUGGGGUGGAACCGAGAAGGGCAGUGCCUCCUCCAAGCUGCAGCAGGCCCUGAUCACCCGCAAGAACCUGGACGAGUGCCGGCAGUACUACAACAAGGGCGAGGUGAACGACAACCACAUCUGCGCCACGGGAUCCGGCAUCAAGCACACCUGCCAGGGAGACUCCGGCGGCCCCGUGUUCUUCAAGCACCGCUUCAAGAACACCUACCGAGUGGUCCAGUACGCCGUGGUCUCCUACGGAGGAAGCCACUGCGGGAGGAACCAGAACCAGCCCGGAGUCUUCGCCAGCGUCAUCGACAUGCUUCCCUGGAUCACUCAGAACCUGCAGUAGAACCACUUGACUCCUUGAUUUCAAAGACACUCCUUAUUUAUAUCCCUAUUGCUAAGCUCCCUUGCCAUAGUUACUCUAAUGGAUUCCCUAGCUUUGUAAUUUUAUUUAAUACAUGAUGUAAGCAGCAAUAAUCAAAUGGCAUUUUAAUAACUCAACGGGACCUGCGAAAAGUUAACAUAAUAAAGUGCUUUAAAAAAAAAAAUUAUAAAUAAAUGUUCUUAAAUUAUUAUAUUAAAUAA
This is a messenger RNA of Drosophila biarmipes, 1573 nucleotides long. RefSeq names its product serine protease grass. Gene Ontology annotation, molecular function: serine-type endopeptidase activity. NCBI's taxonomy places the organism in Eukaryota, Metazoa, Arthropoda, Insecta, Diptera, Drosophilidae. Gene Ontology annotation, biological process: proteolysis. The transcript is spliced from 4 exons. The coding region runs from base 174 to 1334 and encodes 386 amino acids. The record is from RefSeq and is a predicted model, not a curated record.